Andrographis paniculata is the source of this 1462-nucleotide messenger RNA. RefSeq names its product ubiquitin receptor RAD23b-like. Gene Ontology annotation, cellular component: nucleoplasm; cytosol. Gene Ontology annotation, molecular function: proteasome binding; damaged DNA binding; polyubiquitin modification-dependent protein binding. The record is from RefSeq and is a predicted model, not a curated record. The transcript has 12 exons. Lineage: Eukaryota; Viridiplantae; Streptophyta; Magnoliopsida; Lamiales; Acanthaceae. Gene Ontology annotation, biological process: proteasome-mediated ubiquitin-dependent protein catabolic process; nucleotide-excision repair. Bases 135 to 1235 code for a protein of 366 amino acids.
GAGUGCUGUUUUAUUUUCCCCUUUUCGUUCAUAUCGUUGGAUCCAGCGGUGUGCCGUUAGGGUUUGAAAAAUAAAUUUAUUUUUUUCUGUAAUUUGUUCAGAAUUCUGAAUCUGAAUUGUUGGAAUUCGUCGAUAUGAAGCUCACUGUGAAAACUCUCAAAGGCAGCCACUUCCAAAUCAGCGUCAAUCCCAACGACACCAUGAUGGCUGUCAAGAAGCGUAUUGAAGAUGUGCAAGGGAAAGAUAAUUAUCCAUGUGGUCAUCAGUUGUUGAUUCAUAAUGGUAAAGUAUUGAAAGACGAAAGCACUUUGGCUGAAAACAAGGUUUCUGAAGAUGGUUUUCUUGUUGUUAUGUUAAGCAAGAGCAAAAAUUUGGGUUCAAGUUCGUCAACAUCCUCACAGCAGCCUGCACCUACUGCUACACCAGCUAGCAACCCUUCUCCUGCAGCUGAAGCUCCAGCACCGGCACUGGUACCCAAGAACAACGAAUCAGCUUCCAUUGCUCAAACGACAGCUGACCCUGCAGUUCCUUAUUCAGAAGCUGCUUCCAAUUUAGUUGCUGGCAAUAAUCUUGAGCAGACUAUUCAGCAAUUAAUUGAUAUGGGCGGGGGUAGUUGGGACAAAGAGACAGUAACACGUGCACUCCGAGCCGCCUAUAACAAUCCAGAACGAGCAGUGGAUUAUCUGUAUUCUGGAAUCCCGGAGAGCACAGAGGUUGCGCUUCCUUUGGCUCAACCGGCAGCCAAUUCUCUUGCUACCUCUGGUCCACCUGCCUCGGGAGCACCAAAUUCAUCUCCAUUGAAUCUAUUUCCUCAGGAGACUGCUUCCGGAGCCUCUGGUGCUGGUGUUGGAUCCCUCGAGUUCCUCAGGAACAAUCAACAGUUUCAAGCACUGCGAUCACUUGUCCAAACUAAUCCACAAAUUCUUCAGCCCAUGCUUCUGGAGCUUGGAAAACAAAACCCUUCCCUUUUGAGACUCAUAGAAGAAAAUCACCAGGAGUUCCUCCAAUUAAUUGCCGACCCUAUUGAUGGUUCUGAAGGGGAUGCGUUUGAUCAGGCAGAGCCUGAGAUGCCUCAUGCUGUUAGUGUGACACCAGCCGAGCAGGAAGCCAUUGAAAGGAUGGAGGCAAUGGGGUUCGACAGAGCUUCUGUGAUCGAGGCAUUCUUAGCCUGUGAUCGCAACGAGGAGCUAGCAGUGAACUACCUGUUGGAGAACAAUGGAGAUUUUGAGGAUUGAAUGGAACUUCCUCUCACUGGAAGUUAAAGACAUUGAUUUUUCAUUUAACAGAGGUUUCAACAAUUUUUGUCUUUUCCACACCAAGAAAAGAUGUUUGUGUUGAUGACUGGAUUGGAUUGGAUUGGGAAAGAGAUUCUGUUUUCUUUUCUAUUUUAUUUAUUAUUAUGUUUUCACCAAAAAUGGUUGAAUUUUUUUAAAAAGAAAAAGGCAUACCUACAUUUGCCCUA